AUGCGGACGGUGCCAAACAUAAUCGUCACCGGCACACCAGGUGUAGGCAAGACCACACACUGUGAAACUCUCGCCCAAAGCACCGGCCUCAAGCACCUCUCUGUCAACAACGUUGUCAAAGAACGCGGCUGCCACGAUGGCUACGAUGAGGAGUUCAAGAGCUGGAUUGUGGACGAAGAUAAGUUACUGGAUGCAAUAGAAGACGAGGUCAAGCAGGGAGGAUACAUUAUCGAUUGGCAUGCUUGCGACUUAUUCCCCAAGAGCUGGAUUGAUCUUGUUGUUGUGCUGCGUGUAGACUCGACGCUUCUCUAUGACAGAUUGAAAGCUAGAGACUACCCCGAAGCCAAACUGCAAGAGAAUCUUGACUCGGAAAUCAUGCAGGUCCUGUUGCAGGAAGCGCGCGACUCGUACGACCAUGAGAUAGUAGUCGAGCUCACGAGCAACACAAGCGAUGAGAUGGAGAGCAAUAUCGAACGACUGGAGGGCUGGAUUAAGCAGUGGAUGAAGGACAAUGCGCAGUAG
Drepanopeziza brunnea f. sp. 'multigermtubi' MB_m1 is the source of this 522-nucleotide messenger RNA. RefSeq lists its product as uncharacterized. Gene Ontology annotation, cellular component: cytoplasm; nucleus. Gene Ontology annotation, molecular function: ATP binding; AMP kinase activity; ATP hydrolysis activity. The record is from RefSeq and is a predicted model, not a curated record. NCBI's taxonomy places the organism in Eukaryota, Fungi, Ascomycota, Leotiomycetes, Helotiales, Drepanopezizaceae.